This is a messenger RNA of Ctenocephalides felis (cat flea), 1160 nucleotides long. Its product is annotated as UDP-sugar transporter UST74c-like. Gene Ontology annotation, cellular component: Golgi apparatus. The transcript has 3 exons. Gene Ontology annotation, molecular function: GDP-fucose transmembrane transporter activity; antiporter activity. Bases 1 to 1113 code for a protein of 370 amino acids. NCBI's taxonomy places the organism in Eukaryota, Metazoa, Arthropoda, Insecta, Siphonaptera, Pulicidae. The record is from RefSeq and is a predicted model, not a curated record.
AUGACAAACGGCUCAAAAUCUACGCAUAUCACAUUCACGCUGCGUACUGUGUGGCCUUAUGGGAUUCAACUAUGGGGCACUGCCAAAAAAACCAAUCUACAGAUUAUUCAGCGAGUGCAGAACAAGAUCAUAAGGCAGGCACUGUAUGCACCUAGGAGAGACUGUUACCGAAGGCCACACAGUGUAUUCAAAGUUGCAAGUGCUCUAUUUUACGGUUUUGCAUCUUUUAUGAUCACUGUAGUCAAUAAAACGAUUCUAACCUCUCAUCAUUUUCCAUCGUUCCAAGUUUUAGGACUAGGACAGAUGAUGGCUACGAUUAUUUUAUUGUUCUGCGCCAAGAAUUUGUCAAUAGUCAAGUUCCCUGAUUUUGAAAAGUCCACGUUCAGGAAGAUCUUCCCAUUACCUUUUAUUUAUCUAGGUAACAUGGCCUUCGGUCUUGGAGGCACACAGUUUCUGAGCUUGCCCAUGUUUACGGCUUUAAGAAGAUUCUCAAUACUUUUCACAAUGAUUUUGGAGCUUAAGAUCUUGAAGAUAUAUCCUAAUAAAGGUGUGCAGAUCAGUGUGUAUGCUAUGGUCUUCGGAGCCCUGUUAGCAGCCAGUAGUGACUUAUCAUUCAGCUACAUCGGUUAUUCGUACGUUAUGCUGAAUAAUAUAUUCACUGCUGCCAAUGGAGUGUAUAUGAAGAAGAAGUUAGAUGCUAAAGACUUAGGAAAGUAUGGCUUAAUGUUUUAUAAUGCUUUAUUCAUGCUUGGACCGUCCGUAGCCUUAGCAUAUUGCACUGGAGAUAUCGAUAAGUCUUUGCAAUAUGAACAUUGGGACGAUAUGUUUUUCUUAGUACAAUUUUUAUUAUCCUGCGUUAUGGGUUUUGUUUUAACCUACAGCACUAUUUUAUGUACUCAUUACAACAGUGCGUUGACUACGACAAUUAUUGGCUGUUUGAAAAACAUUUGUGUCACUUAUUUGGGUAUGAUAAUAGGUGGUGACUAUGUUUUUUCGUUUGUGAACUUUCUAGGAAUCAAUGUGAGUGUUCUUGGGAGUCUUUUAUAUACUUAUGUUACAUUUAGAAGAAAAGAACCUGUUGCAAAACAACAAGCAAAGAUUGAAUCAGUUUGAGAGGAAAUUUUUGUACAGAUCUGUAAUAUUUUUUACCAAAACAAGUU